This is a messenger RNA of Dermacentor silvarum, 808 nucleotides long. RefSeq lists its product as uncharacterized. Bases 171 to 722 code for a protein of 183 amino acids. NCBI's taxonomy places the organism in Eukaryota, Metazoa, Arthropoda, Arachnida, Ixodida, Ixodidae. Gene Ontology annotation, biological process: symbiont-mediated perturbation of host defenses. The record is from RefSeq and is a predicted model, not a curated record. Gene Ontology annotation, molecular function: amine binding. The transcript is spliced from 5 exons.
GUCUUACACAGCUGACUACGCACCGUCCAUAGGACUCAAUACAAUACGACAAAACAUAAAGAAUGUUCUGGACCUAAGUAUUGUGCUUAUGGCACACAAGUAUUACACAGUUGGCUACGCAACGUUCACAGUCGGUGCUGUUGCCCUUCUCCAACUCCUGUAGCAGCCACAUGAACCAAAUGCGCUUCACGAUACUAUUUGCUACUAUUCAACUUGCUGCCUGCAGUUUUGACUACACUGGGAGGGCGACCUUGGAGGAUCUCAAUGCCUUUCUUCGGGCGGAUGAUAAAAUAUAUUUAUUCUACAGAAGUUAUUCAAGGCAAAUGAAUGGAGGCGAUCCAUCGUGCAUCUACAUCAACCACGCUCGAUUCAUAAAUGCGACGUGUAUUAUGUAUAUAGAGGGUUAUCGUCAAUAUGACAAGAGCUCACAAGUGUACCCUGUAUACGCUCGUCUGUCUAAGAAGGGCUCUUCGGAUAGUCCACCCGUGAUGCGAGCGACCGCGAUGGGCAGACUCAAGAGAAAAUACCGAUUUGAGUACUAUGACGAGAGUUCCAAGUGUGCUGUUAUUACCUUCAGCGACGGAAAAUGUAGAACAAAAUGCGAACUCUACAUAUGGAAAUCAUCAGUGAACGGAGGACCCUCAGUAAAUUGUGAAAGAGAGUACGAAGAUUCCUGUCCUGAGAGCAAAAAGUACAGCAUUUAUAACAGUGACUGCUUUUAGCAGUGAAUGAAUAUCUUGUUACAGCAUUGUUCAUCAGUACUUUUGGGCGGGGCCGUAAAUUGUUUUUAUUAAAAAUCUGGACGUUG